GUCUCUGUCCUCUGAUAUAAACACGGUCGUCAGCCAAUCAGAGCGCGCGUUAUAUAUGAAAAAUUUUAUAUGUAUCUUAGCGGUGAGAAUUGCUUCGAACGACUGUAGAAGGUAUAGUACAGGUAAUUAUCGGAUGUUACUAAAACUAGGAAUGGGGAAUGAGGAAUGGAGGAAUGGGGAAUGGGGAAUGAGCUUCGUACUGGUCAGCGGUCAUACUAAUAAAAGCUGCCGUGGGCUUCCUGUGGAUGCUGAUCAUGCGUGUCGAGCCUUUUUUUUCCCGCCUCUUUCAUCUGGAAUGCCAAACAUGGCUUCUUCUGACUUGGUAGACAUUGAUUCGGACAGUUCAGAUUCUGUACUCCCUGAGGUAUCAUGGCUGACACCAUGUGCAGAGAAGGAUUACAAGGUCAAAAUGGAAGUCAUUGAAAUAUUCAGUUCCCCUGAAACCACACCUAUAAAAAACACUCCAGUUAUUACCCAUCAAGCACCACAGGGGUAAGUAGAUUAGGAGGGAUUUAUGUCUUUUUGAA
Molecule: messenger RNA, 527 nt
Organism: Exaiptasia diaphana
Lineage: Eukaryota; Metazoa; Cnidaria; Anthozoa; Actiniaria; Aiptasiidae
Exons: 4
Coding region: 56-496 (146 amino acids)
Source: RefSeq, a predicted model, not a curated record